This is a messenger RNA of Durio zibethinus, 3835 nucleotides long. RefSeq lists its product as uncharacterized. The record is from RefSeq and is a predicted model, not a curated record. Gene Ontology annotation, biological process: regulatory ncRNA-mediated gene silencing. NCBI's taxonomy places the organism in Eukaryota, Viridiplantae, Streptophyta, Magnoliopsida, Malvales, Malvaceae.
CAAAAGUAAAUAUUUAAAGCGAAAAAUAAAAAAAACCCAAUCAAAUCAAACCACAAAGCAAAGUUAUUGUGGCCAAAGCCCAAAAGGCACCGCCCCAACCAAUAAAAAAUGAACUAACCUCCCUCUUCACUACGUUUUUUGUUUCUCAUCUUUGACUUGCCAUUUUCAACACCAAAUAUCAAAAUCAGAUCAACUCUAUCUAUGUACAAUUAUUAUAGAGAAAAGCGCAGAAAGAUCUAUACACUGGUUGAGAGAAAUUUCAAACAAAGGCUUUCAGACCAAUCCAUGGGUUCUUUCAAUCCAAUCCAACACAAGGUUUGAUCUUUCUGCUUUUAAUUUCUCUCAAAGAACCCAAAAUCCUUCUGGGUUUUUUCAUAGAUCUGUCUUUGCAAUCGAUUUCUUAGUCCUUUUCUGAUGAUCUUCCAAUCUUCAUUUGUACUGGGUUUUUAGGGUUUACAAAAUUGGUACAUAAAUUUGAUCUAGAAAUUAGGUCUAUUGCACUUUUUCUGAAUAUAUAGAAAGUUAUAGUGUUUGAUAAGUGGAAAGAUGCAAUCUAGAAGAAACGAGGAGCAGGUUGAACUAUCUCCGACUGUUAAGUUGCGUAGUCAACGCAGAGCUGCUGCUCAAGUUGGUUCUCAUGACGCUUAUCCGGUAUCGCGUCGUGAUGUGAUGAGUAAUCGGUCUCCUCCAUCGCGUGGACGAAGGAGUUAUAGUCCUAAUACCCUAGAUGUAUCUAGGAGGGGAGGUUUGGCUAGGGAUCGAAUGAGCGGAUCGAUGGAGGGGAGGGAUUCAUAUGGUUGGCAUUUGGGUAGUGGUAGCGCUGAAAAGGCGCGAUCAAGAUCACCCCCGUAUGAGCAAAUACGUAAAAGGCCUCAUUUUGAGGAUGAGAGAGUUGUCAAUAGAAAAUAUGAUUAUGUUGAGCCUGUCGCUUUUGAUGAUAGUACGAGCUCCAGAGUAAGGAGCGUUUUCAGGUAUGAUCAUGGUACUUCACGGAUGGGCAAAGAGAAGGACUAUUUGGAAAACAGAGUUACAAAUGUUGAUGGACAUCUAAUGAUGGGUCAGAAAUUGAUUCCAGUGGAAGAUUUUGCAACAAGAGGGCCACGUCAGUUGCCACAAGAUCUGGGUCCAAGCUUAAAUUAUGCAGAAACUAGUGGACAAUUACCAUUGUCCUCCCGAGGUAUUGAUAUAGAUAAAUAUGAGCAUGAAAAAUUUCAGCAUCGAGAAACUAUACCUUCAAAUAAGGUGAAAGUUAUGGAUUCUUACAAAGAAGAUAAACCCAUGUACCAUUCACAGGAUGUUGCAUAUAGUAUGGUGGCAGCAUCUCACUCCAAGGACUUCGUGAGCACCCCUCAGCUUAAGGAUUUUGCUGGCACAUCUUCUGGUAUCACUAGAACUGAGUUUCUGAGUUCAUAUCAGGAUGAUGCACCUGUUUCUGAAGAAUAUCUUAGGAGCAGCAGGAAGCUCACAGAACCUGUGGGAUAUAAUAAAUAUGACCAAAGGCAACUUACAGAUGCUGCAAGAGAUUCUGAAACUGCUAGAAGGAAUAUGAUAUUAUCUCAGCAAGAGGCAAAUAGUCCGAGCAGGGCUGAGUAUGAGGAUAAUCUGUACCGAAAACCUAGGGCAAUAGGAAUUAACAAUCAUGGGUAUUCAGCGGAGGACUUAAAAAGGAUGAUGCCUUCUCAAUCUCGAGUUAGCUAUGAGCAUGCUUCAAUUGAUUACGGUCAUAGAGACAUGUCAAAACCAAAUAUUUUUCACCAUGUUGAUGACAGGAUUGAUAAUACAGAUGAUUCUUUUGGAAAUUUGAGAAAGGGCACUAUGCGGAAUGAUCGUACUUUGCAAAAGCAGAUAAGUACAGACUACAUUGAUAUGAGCAGAUCAUAUGCAUCGAUGCAAGGUGGGGAAUAUGUGGGUUCAGAAGACACCGAUGUUGCAUUUAGAAGAAGACUACCACAAGAUUAUGAAAUGUCACUUUUGGAUGCAUCUCACAAUCGUCAAGUAUCAAAUUUGAGAUCUGAUUAUGGUUUUGGCAGAGGAGCAGGUCCAGAGUUUCAAAAUGAAAGAGUGAUAAAUUCUCCUGCAUAUAAAUAUGAAGCAGAGCAAUGCAGACUUGGUCCAAGACCAAAGAGAAUGGAGGAAGAGCUUGACAUGUACUCAGAUAGGAUCCAUAAAAGGCAGUUUCUUAUGGAGGAAGAUGUCGGUAGGCCCAGUUCUAAAACUAUUGUAUCUAGCAAAUUGCAUUCACUUGGCGACUUUGGAGGUCCAUAUGACAGCGAGGAGCAGAUUGAUGAAGAUAUAAUUGGUUUACAUGCAUCUAAGACUAAAGGGUAUGGCCACAAUGAAUAUAAAAAGGUUGUAAGGACAUAUGAUGGGCAAGACCAUCGCAGAGAUUUGGAAUUGGAUGACUGGUAUGCGUCCCAAGGUUCUUUGGCACAUUCAGAAAGGGUUCCAAUCAGAUUUUACAAAAACAGUGGUAAAUAUAUUAAGGGAAAUCCCAGACCUGGUUAUUUUAACUGGCUUACCUCACACCAUAAUGACAGAAGUAACCUUCAUAAACAAAACAAAGUUUGGAAGAGAAAUGAAGAUUAUGAUGAGGAUAUAAAUGCAAAUGAUGGUGACAUGACAGAAGAUUUAGUGAAUUAUGCAGAGGCUGAACUGUCUGAGGAUUCAGAAGAAUUUAAGCAAUUGGUACAUGAAGCAUUCUUAAAGUACUCUAAAAAGUUAAAUUUGAACCAGUCUGUUCGUAGAAGAUACAAGGAGCAAGGACAUGCUGGUAGUUUGUUCUGCAUUGUCUGUGGUAGAAGCUACUCAAAGGAGUUCAUGGACACCCAACGCCUGGUGACACAUGCCUUCAUGUCUCACAAGGUAGGGUUGAGGGCACAGCACUUAGGUCUACAUAAAGCAAUAUGUGUGUUGCUGGGGUGGGACAGCAUAGCGCCUCCUGACACUAUAACAUGGGUUCCCCACGCCUUGCCUGAAGUUGAGGCGUUUGCUCAGAAGGAGGAUUUGGUUCUCUGGCCUCCAAUUGUUGUCAUCCACAAUAUUUCCAUGGCGAACAACAAUCCUCAAGAACAGAAAGUUGUUCCGAUCGAAGGGGUGCAGGCAUUUCUAAGAGGUGAAGGCUUUGUUGGGGGAAAGAUCACUGUUUGCCUAGGAAGGCCUGCAGACCAAAGUAUUAUGGUGGUGAAGUUCUUAGGCACUUUUACUGGACUGGCAAUGGCAGAGAGACUUCAGAAGUAUUUUGUUGAGAAUAAGCGGGGGAGAGUGGAAUUUCAGCGAAUAACUUUGAAUAAUGACAAAAGCAGCAUUGAAGAAAUAGGAAUACAGGGUGACAAAUUGGAGGAACAGCUUCUGUAUGGUUAUAUGGCAAUUGCAGAGGACUUGGACAAACUUGAUUUUCAUAACAGGAAAUGGUGUCUGGUAAAGAGCAAGAAGGAGAUUCAGGACUUGGCAAAUGAUCCUGUCAAAAUUGAUGAAAGGUAAUGCUCUUGUUAGAUCUAAAAGGCUGGACAAGAAUCUUAUAUUAUCCUUGAAUGAACAUUUAUCUCUGAAACAAGUGUGGCUUGAUUAACCUUAUUAUCUUCUAUCUUUGUAAUCCUAGUAGCUUAUUUCUGCUAUGAAUUUAAACAGAUGUAAAAUAAAAUUGCAACAUAUUUAUCUACUUUUGGAGAUUGUCUGUUGCCUUAUAUGUUGCUCCUACACUUCCGGACAUAUUUUAUGGAGCCAGCAAUGCUGCUUCGAACCUGAAAACUCAUCUGAGUCGAUCCCUGACUGAAUCUAGAUCAAUUCAUGUUGAUAAAAAAUGUCAAAAACCGAAAGCAAAAAAAUUUGAUCCGAA